Molecule: messenger RNA, 579 nt
Organism: Juglans microcarpa x Juglans regia
Lineage: Eukaryota; Viridiplantae; Streptophyta; Magnoliopsida; Fagales; Juglandaceae
Product: TIR-only protein-like
Exons: 2
Coding region: 1-579 (192 amino acids)
Biological process (GO): signal transduction
Source: RefSeq, a predicted model, not a curated record
AUGACGCAUUUUCAAGCCUUCACCAAGAGCUUUGCUCGUGCCUGCUGCAGGAAUUACCAUGUCCAAACAAUAUUACCACACCCACACCAGGUGUUCAUAAACCACCGGGGGCCCGAUACCAGAAGAAACAUUUCUGGUUUACUCUACGACAACCUUCUCCGACUUGGGCAUAGGCCUUUCCUCGACUACCGAAACAUGAAAGCCGGUGAGAAGUUGCAGGAAAUUAUUAAUACCGCCAUUCGAGAUUGUAAAGUUGGUGUUGCAGUGUUUUCGCCCAGAUACUGUGAGUCCUUCUAUUGUCUCCAUGAAUUGGCUCUUCUAAUGGAAUACAAGAAAAGAGUUGUUCCCAUCUUUUAUAAUGUCAAACCGUCCCGGCUUCGGGUUGGGGAUAUAUACAAUGGAACUGGCCGCCGUGUUUCAGAGAAAGACCUUGAGAGAUUCAGCAGAGCACUUGAAGAAGCUAAAGAUAUUGUUGGACUUCGUUUCGAUUCAUCAAGAGGAUAUUGGUCAGAGUUCAUACGAAGUGCUUCCGAUGCCAUCAUAGAGCAGAUUGAUAAAAAUGAUGACGAAAGGAUUUGA